AUGGAUCCUACCCAGUGGAUCGAGAUUCAAUCCUCUAUGUCCAAUUCCUAUUGCAAUGUCUGGUUAAUGCAGGCAGGCAGCAUACUUAUUCCCGAAGACUUCGUUCUCUUACCAGACCCAAAGUCGAAGAAUGGGUCAGCGUCUGAGCCGCCGGGACAGAGGAAAUACGUUGCACCCGACUUUGUGUUCCUGAUUGAACACAUUCAAACUGGAAAUUUCUACCUUUAUGACCUAGGUAUGCGCAAAGAUUUACACAAUCUCUCUCCUUUCACGCGCAAGUUCGAUCUUCCUUUCUAUGAUUGCAUUCCCGUUCUCCCAUCAGAGAUACUAUCCAAACAUGGUCCGUCCGCGUUUCAUCCUUUUAAGUUGCACGCUAUCAUACUCUCGCACCUGGAUUUUGAUCACAUUGGUGACUGUGGGAAGGAGGCAUUUCCACACGCUGAGAUUUGGAUGGGUCCUUCAGCUUGUUUGAAGGCUAGGCCUGGGUACCCGGAAGACCCUGAUUCGACGGGACUAUCAAGUGACUUUCCUUGGGAUGGUACUCGGAAGAUUGUCGAGUUUACUAUCCCCGAUGAUGUGCUUGAGAGCAAGGGAGAUGCCAGGGUUGACCUUAUGAAAGAGUGGAAGACCAGAGGAUAUUAUACUGCAAUCGAGCAGCGGAUACCAAUUAAUGGUUGGCACCCGUUGGGAAGCUUUCCGUUGGCUUGCGACUUGUUCGGCGAUCGAUCUGUCUAUCUAAUAGACAGUCCUGGGCAUGGAGCCGGGCAUCAGUCGCUCCUGAUUCGAGUGCAGGCAGAACCGAGGGAGAAACCGUCAACUACACCAGAUUCCGCAGGAUUAGACCUGCCGCUCGAUGAUUUCGUUCUAUUGGCCGGUGAUACGUUCCAUCACCCGGAGUUGUUACGAAAUCCUCUUAGGAUGUCUCGUGUCCCAUACAGCCCGAGCAGCGUGCACGCUAAUGACGACUUGGCAAUUGAUUCAAUAUAUCGUACACGAGAGUUUGCAAAACGCGAAAACUGCUGGGUCAUAGCUGCCCAUGACUCUGAUAUACAGGCUUCCCUUGCUCCCGGGCAGAAUAGUGUUGAGGGAUUGGUUCUUCUGAAUAACUGGAAGCAUAAAGGGUGGAAGGGCGAGCAAGGUAAAGCAUAG
This is a messenger RNA of Penicillium riverlandense, 1149 nucleotides long. Its product is annotated as MBL fold metallo-hydrolase. The transcript has a single exon. Bases 1 to 1149 code for a protein of 382 amino acids. Lineage: Eukaryota; Fungi; Ascomycota; Eurotiomycetes; Eurotiales; Aspergillaceae. The record is from RefSeq and is a predicted model, not a curated record.